GAUGAACUCACGCACUACCUCCUCGGCUCCUCAACACGGUGUUGCGCAUCUCCGCCGUGUGUCGUCGGUCGUACACAUAUAUGGAUGCUCUUCUCAAUGCUACUCCGACCGAUGAUUCGCCAUGAGCCAUCCCCACUCGGAUCAUCGGAGUUGUCGCCGUUAUGGACCGCGAUGCUCAAUAGUGCAGUCGAGGGAUAUAUUACGGAUGGAGGGAAUGGAAUGGAUGGGAUGGGAUAGUGGUAUAUGGGGCUAUGGGCAGGCACAUAGCACCGCAACAAUGCAAACAUUUCUACAACCUUUUUCGAGCCCAUCUGACUCAUCAUAUCAUCCCGUGAUUUUACCCAUCCACUCACGCAAUGAAUUCCAAGCAAGAAACUCGAGUUGUGAUCAAAAUCUCAUGAUAUCCCAUUCUCUCGUCCGCGAACUCCAAGCUACGCACGGUAGCUACAGUGCGCAGGUAAGUAAAAAUAAGUACAGUAGGCACCGUUGCGACCCUUCUCAAAGCACCAAGGUAUUAAAAAGAAAACCGCCCCAAUCACCCAAAACUCCAGAUGCUCGCGUGUGUUCCUGUUGGCGGGACGCGCCAAGAAGCCAGUUUUAUGAGGAAAAACAGGAAGAGAAAGAGAUAGAAUUAGGAGAGGGGAAGAAGAGACGAAGGAGAGGAAAGGAGGUGGACGGAAGGGGAUAAGAGGAUCUCCCGGGACUAUAUGAUACACCUGCAUGCAGUCGAUACCACCGUCCAUACCCCAUCCAUCGAAUUUAUCCAUCCAUCGAAACUCCGUUCAUCCGUUCAUCCAUCCCAUCCACCCUCGCCAAGCCAAUUCAGUCCACGCGAUUGGUAGCCGACUCCCAAAAUCCAAAAGAGCAUGCAAGUGAGCAAACAAGUCCGCGAGGAAGCGAGCAAGAAAGCAGCCGUGCACCCAUGCACCGGAUAGAUAGAUACCGGGUGGCAGGUCGGAAAUCAGGAAUGGGAUAGGCGGGAUGACGGAAAAGGGAGGAACCCGCUAAGUAACGUAGGUCGUGGACCGCGAUGGACGGGAGGAG
Eremomyces bilateralis CBS 781.70 is the source of this 1044-nucleotide messenger RNA. RefSeq lists its product as uncharacterized. The record is from RefSeq and is a predicted model, not a curated record. The transcript has a single exon. Lineage: Eukaryota; Fungi; Ascomycota; Dothideomycetes; Eremomycetales; Eremomycetaceae. The coding region runs from base 122 to 688 and encodes 188 amino acids.